AUGUUCUCGAGGAACAUUGCACCUACCUUAGCCGCAUAUAAUACCAUAAUCAAUGGCCUAUGCAAGGCUGGUGACAUAGGUGAUGCCCUUAGAUUGUUUAGGAAGCUUGAUGGGCUCAGUUGCCGUCCAGAAUUAAUCAGAUACAACAUACUAAUUGAUGGACUGUGCAAGUGUGGCAAGACACAUGAAGCGAGAAGGGUCCUCAAGGAGCUUGGGAAGAUGGGUUAUACCCCAAAUGGCAUAACUUAUAGGACUGUCAUAACCUGCUGUUUUCGAUCAGGUAAAGCCAAUCUUGGCUUUGAGCUCUUUUCUGAAAUGAAGCAUAAGGGCUACAAUAUCGAUGGUGAUGCCUUUGCAUAUUGUACAAUGAUUGGUGAUAUUUCCAAGUUGGGUAUGAUUGAAGGGGCUUAUGCUUGCACAGACCGGAUGCUUGGCUGUGGGGCCCCUAUUGAUAUUGUUUCUUACAACACCAUGAUGAAUAGCUAUUGUAAAGAAGGGGACCUCAGCUUUUCGGCUUUUGAAUGGGAAAAAGAGGAUGGGGGUGAUGAAUAUACCCAUACAAUACUGAUUGAUAGGUUGUGUAGGAUAGGUGAUGUGGAUGCCACGAUAAGGCAUUUUAGAUAA
Molecule: messenger RNA, 624 nt
Organism: Amborella trichopoda
Lineage: Eukaryota; Viridiplantae; Streptophyta; Magnoliopsida; Amborellales; Amborellaceae
Biological process (GO): mRNA 3'-end processing
Cellular component (GO): mRNA cleavage and polyadenylation specificity factor complex
Molecular function (GO): protein binding
Source: RefSeq, a predicted model, not a curated record